Messenger RNA from Acanthosepion pharaonis, 633 nucleotides. The record is from the annotation of a GenBank genome assembly. Lineage: Eukaryota; Metazoa; Mollusca; Cephalopoda; Sepiida; Sepiidae.
AUGCUUUAUCUCCAGAUAUCCGAUCAUUUGUUUAAUAGUUACUGCCGCGCUGCCUUCAUGCACAAUAUGCUUUCCUUCGAUGUCACCGACUAUGAAAUUCCAGGUCAUCUGCUGAAAACAAGCUGCAGAGAAGGGGAAGCUUGUAUUGGCACAAUACUCCCAGUGAUUGGACUUCGAUACCCAAAUGAAACUGUAAGGUUAUCAAUGGCUAACAGACGAGCUCCACAUUGGCUGUUUGAUGAAAUUAUACAACUAACUCUGAAAGGAUGUUUAAGCUUUGAUAUUCACCUAAGAAAUGGUUCCACUGUAAAUAUAUUUAAACUUGACAUGGAUUUGAGUGCCCACAUGAGCGCGCUUAUUGAAAACAGUAAAGUCUUCUCAGAAAUCAUCGACCUCAAUUUCACAACUUCCAAAAUCAGAGGGAAGAUAUUUCAAUCAAAUUUCAAUUUCACAAAUUUACUAAGAAUGGUAGACACAGUUGUGAGAAACUCAAUCAUUCCAAAAAUCAAUGAACAAGGAAGAAUUGGUCUUCCUUUGAUUUUGAUGGAUGGUGCUUCACUUCAAAGUACAUCACUAAAAGUUGGAAAGCGUUGCCUAAUUAUUGGCACAAAUUUCCAUAUUGACUUUAUAUAA